Messenger RNA from Helobdella robusta, 2592 nucleotides. RefSeq lists its product as hypothetical. Gene Ontology annotation, molecular function: zinc ion binding; nucleic acid binding. The coding region runs from base 1 to 2592 and encodes 863 amino acids. The transcript has 4 exons. NCBI's taxonomy places the organism in Eukaryota, Metazoa, Annelida, Clitellata, Rhynchobdellida, Glossiphoniidae. The record is from RefSeq and is a predicted model, not a curated record.
AUGUCGACGAUAGAAAAUUUGAAAUUGAAAGAACGUCAGGGUAACAUCCACCACAACUACAACAACCCUUAUCCAGCAACGUCGUGGCGUCAGUUAUUCCAACAACAACACUCGCACAACAACGUGACAGUCUAUACCGUAGUAAUAAAGCACCUUAUUUUCUGUUUCUACACAUCAAAUUUCAAGUCUUUUGAUAGAAGCCGUAAAGAACCUGUUACAUUUGGUGGCAGCGGUGGGAUUCACACUAAAAGAAAGAAUAGUGUGAAUCUGCGCAGGAGCAAAGUGAGUGAGAUGGCUCACAAUUUAAGGUCCAAGGACAAGGGCACGAAGGACGGUGAGGAGGAGGAGACGUUGGAUCCUGUGCGGGCCACACAGAUCCGGAUCAUGUUAGAAGCAGCUGAAGAUGAGAGGAGAAUAAGACGUGAAGCAGCUAAAAGGGAGGAGCAACGCGCAGAAAGGGAGGAGCAACGCGCAGAUGAGGAUAGAAGGCUACGGAGGGAAGCUGACAUACAGUUAAAAAUUAAUAAUCGUAAUAGUCAACAGGAAGACCGGGUUAACAUGGGCAACAGAUUUGGCCCCAUGUUAGGAAGAUGCCCAACUGACCCUCGGGAGAUCUCCGCAUAUUUUCAACGGAUUGAAGGCAUAUUUGAAAGUUAUAGAAUCAGUGAUGAGGCCAAGGCUGAACUGUUGUUGUCCAGACUGGAGCCGAAGAUGAAAACUAUAUUGAAUGAACUUCGGACCGAAGAUUAUACAAAUUAUGAAGCUAUAAAGCAGCAAAUCAUUCGCUCUUGCCGAUUUUGCCCGAAGAAGCUCCGGGAUGCAUUCUUUUCAACCUAUAAGGCAAAGGAGGAAACAUACCCAGCAUUUGUUGCACAAUUGUAUCGCCAUCUCAAAUUCUAUUUCCAGAGUCGGAAAAUUGAAACCCUUGAACAAGCCAUGUCCUUGUGGGUUGUGGACCGUUUAAAGGAGGUAAUACCAAAAAAUUUGGUAGAGUACAUACUGGCUCAGGAGGGUGACGAGUGGUUACCACAUGAUAAAGUAGCAAACCUGUUGGAGACUUAUGAAGCGAAUAUGAAUAUGAGGGGAUCGACCAACUCUGUUUCUAGUUUCCGAACACAGUCUGGUCAUGCUCAUUUAGGAAGUGACCGUAAAGGGUUUGUAAAGGAUGAGAGGAGGGGUCCAUCGAUGAAGCCAAAUUGUUUUACCUGUAGUAGUACUGGUCAUCUGGCCAAACAUUGCACAAAAAAGUCUAACUAUACGACACCGGCCAAGAAGGUGAUGAAUUGUCAGAUUACCCCCAGAAUGCACAGCAAACAGUUCGGGUUGACAGAGGCCAUGCGAGUAGAGAAAUAUUUUGAGAGGCCAUAUGUCAAGGUAAAAAUUCAACCCGGUCCAGUGUGCGAGGCUUUGGUGGACAGCGGUGCUGAGGUAUGUGGGAUUUCACAGGAGUUAUGCCAGGAGUUGAAUCUACCCAGUUUGGGAACUGAAAGGAUCAAGGGAUGGAGUGGACAGGUGGCUGAGGUGGAUGCCACAUGGGUAACGUUGACUCAGGGGGACAAGGCUGCUACCCCUGGCGUCCGGGUGUGGUGUGCCGUGGUGCCAAAUGCUAGUGAACCACUAAUUAUUAAUCCAGGAGUGGUAGAACAGUUAAAGUUGGUAACGCCUUAUGUAGUACCUGCUGCAGAGGUAUUAUCUGCCAGUGGUUCAUUGGUCAAUUUAGGGACCUUUUACAAUGUUGACGCCCCCCAUGGGCAGUGUCAAGAGAGAUACGAUAAAAUUCAGAAUCGUGACGUUGAUGAUGAGAAAGAUGAUGAAGUUUGUGAAGUUAAUAAUCGUAUAAUAGAUGGCAGCAUAAUUACAAAUAAAAUUCAGAAUCGUGACGUUGAUGAUGAGAAAGAUGAUGAAGUUUGUGAAUUUAAUAAUUGUAAAAUAGAUGGCAGUGUAGUUGUAGAUGGAGUUCCUAAUCGAGAUGUUGAUGAGGAGAAAGACGAUGAAGGUAGUGAAAAGAGUUGCAAGGUUAUGAUCAAGGAUGCAGGUAGAGCUGAUAUUAGUCAGGAGAAGAAGGAUUCCGCAGUGAAUAAAAUUAAUAAAUAUAAAUUUGAACUUGGUGAAGUUGGUAGUUCCGGUAUUGGGCUUGUGGACAGAUCAAAUGUUGUCGGUCUGGAUGUAAACUAUGUUGUGAGAGUGGCUGAAAUGACAAUCGACGGGGUGGAUGAAACUAAUAAGGUUUUGACAAAAUCAAGGAAAGAUGUUAGAGAAUCACCACGAAAUUUGGAUGGAAUUUGUAAUAGCGAGAAGCAAAAGGUUGUUGAACAUUUGGACGAUGUUGAUGAGGAGGAAACCGAUGGUCAGUUCAACCGUGGAAAAAAGAAGAAGGCAGACGAACAUAAACUCGACUUAGACGAGGCAGAGGAACACGUCGAUGAUGUGGGGGGAGGAUGUGUGACUGAGAAGAAGAAAUUUUGCCAAGAACAACACCAAUGUCAAACGCUUACGAGCGUCAGGGUAACAUCCACCACAACUACAACAACCCUUAUCCAGCAACGUCGUGGCGUCAGUUAUUCCAACAACAACACUCGCACAACAACGUGA